AUGGCCAGCCAUCCCAAAGGGAAAAAGCAGCAGUCUCUCACUAACUUUUUCACCCCGAGGACCGUUAAUGGUCUAGCUACAUCCCUCCGAAAGCCCCAGACUCAAGAUGCCGAGAGCCCCAAUAAUACCCCUGAUAGCUCCCGAAAGAGACCGCUCCGAGAAGACACCGAUAAUGGGAAUAAUACACCCCCUAAGAAAAAGUCUAAAGCUACCGAUGUAGAAAAUGAGGAUGACGAGUUAGAAAGCUCAACUGCUAGAUCUCCUACCUUAGCCCUAAGCAGACCGGGUACUCGUACGGAACGUUAUAUAUACAACGGCUCAACCUCUCGAGAAGAUGCAAUCGAGGAGGAGAAGGAAGAUAGUGCUUCCGAGAAGCGGAGAAAAGAAGAGCUUCACCGUAAAUUUGUACAGAAGCUUGGACGUCCGGAUAGUAUGGCAUAUGGCAGACGUGGAACUGGGCAGGGAGAUGACGAAACACAAGCUGCGGCCGAGGACGCAGAAGAUGGCGAAGAAGAAGAACCUCCGCCACCACCUACGAAAGGCAAGAAGAAGGGAGCCAAGACAGGGAAGCUUACACCAAUGGAAAUACAAUUUUUGGACAUCAAGAGAAAGCAUAUGGACACCAUAUUGAUUGUUGAAGUGGGAUACAAGUUCAAGUUCUUUGGCGAAGAUGCUCGUAUUGCCGCCAAGGAGCUUAGUAUAGUCUGUAUACCUGGAAAGUUCAGAUACGACGAGCACCCCUCUGAAGCACAUCUUGACAGAUUCGCGUCUGCAAGUAUUCCCGUACACCGGCUACCGGUACACGCUAAACGGUUAGUCGCGGCUGGUCACAAAGUUGGUGUUGUUCGCCAAAUCGAGACCGCAGCGUUGAAGAAAGCCGGCGAUAAUCGCAAUGCACCCUUCACAAGAAAGCUUACCAAUGUAUACACUAAGGGAACCUACGUUGACGAGAUUGGGGAGCUGGACCAGAGAGAUAACUCAGGAGCUCCAGCAGGCGGAUAUCUCCUCUGUAUCACGGAGACAAAAGCCAAAGGAUGGGGUACUGACGAGAAGGUCGAUGUUGGUAUCAUCGCAGUACAGCCCGCGACCGGCGAUAUCAUAUAUGAUAACUUCGAAGAUGGUUUCAUGAGAAGCGAAAUCGAAACGAGACUCCUACAUAUUUCGCCGUGCGAAUUUCUCAUCGUUGGUGAUCUCUCUAAAGCUACGGACAAGCUCCUUCAGCAUUUAUCGGGCAGCGCUACCAACGUAUUUGGCGAUCGAAGCAGAAUUGAAAGGAUUCCUAAGUCCAAGACAAUUGCUGCUGAAGCUUACUCGCAUGUCGCUCAGUUCUACUCCGCUAAACUAAAGGAGGCUUCUGAAGGUAAUAAUGAGCAGGCUAGCGCUCUUCUCGACAAAGUCCUCAAAUUACCAGAACCCGUCACCAUCUGCUUAUCUUCUAUGAUCAACCAUUUGAAAGAGUACGGUCUCGAGCAUAUAUUCGAUUUAACCAAAUAUUUCCAGUCCUUCACUGCUCGUCAGCACAUGUUGAUCAAUGGCACAACCUUGGAGAGCCUUGAGGUGUAUCGCAAUCAAACUGACCACACCGAAAAGGGCAGUCUUUUCUGGGCCCUGGAUAAGACGUUGACUCGCUUUGGACAGAGGCUACUUCGAAAAUGGAUUGGUCGGCCCCUUUUAGACAAGGAGCGCCUUGAAGAAAGGGUAGCCGCUAUCGAGGAGCUACUCGAGAAUGCCUCGACAGCCAAGGUCGACCAACUAGAGCAUUUAUUAAAGAGUAUUAGGACGGACCUCGAGCGAAGUCUAAUUCGUAUAUACUAUGGAAAGUGUACUCGCCCUGAGCUCUUAGCGGUUCUUCAAACACUUCAAAGGAUAGCAAUGGAAUUCACGAAGGUGAAGUCAUCUGAAGAUACGGGCUUCACAGCAGAAGCAAUUAGCUCCGCCAUCUCCUCACUGCCACUUAUACUGCCAACCGUCUUGUCGUAUCUCGAUCGCAUCAGUGCCGAGGCAGCCCGCCGGGACGAUAAAUACGCAUUCUUCCGCGAGAGUGAAGAAACAGACGCUAUCACCGAGCACAAACUAGGUAUCGCGUCUGUAGAGCAGGAGUUGGAUGCUCACCGCAAGUUAGCUGCUUUAACUCUUGGCAAGAAGUCCCCCGUACCGUACGUUACCGUCGCCGGCAUUGAGUACCUUAUUGAGGUACCAAAUGGCGACCUUAAGCGCGUCCCCGCCUCCUGGCUCAAGAUCAGUGGCACGAAGAAGCUAUCGCGUUUCCACACACCAGAUGUCGUCCGCCUCAUCUCGGAGCGUGACCAGCGCAAGGAGGCUCUAUCAGCCGCCUGCGACGUAGCUUUCACCUCUCUACUCGAGGCCAUCGCAUUAGACUACCAACCACUCCGCGACGCCGUCUCCUCCCUUGCCACCCUCGACUGCCUCCUCUCCCUCUCCAAGGUCGCCGCCCUCCCCGGCUACUCCAAACCCACAUUUCUCCCAUCCGACUCACCCCCAACCAUUUCAAUCAGCGAAGGCCGACAUCCCAUCGCAGAGCAGACUCUAACAACAUCUUACAUCCCCUUCAGCACGACUCUAUCUUCCCCAACACCCCUCGCCCACCUAAUCACAGGACCCAACAUGGGCGGCAAAUCCUCCUUCGUCCGCGCCGUCGCGCUACUCGUACUCCUAGCACAAAUCGGUUCCUUCGUACCCGCCUCGUCUCUGACUCUAACCCUCGCCGACGCAAUCUACACGCGCAUGGGUGCUCGCGACAACCUAUUCGCCGGCGAAUCCACCUUUAUGGUCGAAGUCUCCGAAACAGCACGUAUCCUCCGAGCCGCGACCCCGCGCUCCCUAGUCGUCCUCGACGAGCUCGGUCGUGGCACCAGCACCCACGACGGCGCCGCCAUUGCCCACGCCGUACUCACCCACGUCGUGCAAGAUACCCGCUGUCUCACCCUUUUCAUCACCCACUACCAGAACCUAGCCCGCGUCGCCGACGGCCUCGACGGCCGCUGCAAGAACGUCCACAUGCGCUUUACCGCCACCAAGCGCGGCAUUGAUGGCGAGGAAGCGCGAGCCGAAGGUAACGACGAAGAUGGAGAUGGAGAAGAAGAUGACAUCACAUUCUUGUACGAGGUGGGUGAGGGCAUGGCUCAUAGGUCCUAUGGUCUAAACGUAGCGAGAUUAGCUCGCAUUCCGCGGAAAGUGCUGGAUGUAGCAGCAAGAAAGUCUAAGGAACUCGAGGAAACGAUCAAAAUACGUAGGUUGAAUGGCGCAACAAGGCUCCUGGCCGAUGUAUUGGGGAACGGACCUGAUCAGUUAGAUCAUCUUGUAUCGAGUAUUGAGCAACUCUAG
Molecule: messenger RNA, 3345 nt
Organism: Daldinia childiae
Lineage: Eukaryota; Fungi; Ascomycota; Sordariomycetes; Xylariales; Hypoxylaceae
Product: DNA mismatch repair protein MSH3
Exons: 1
Coding region: 1-3345 (1114 amino acids)
Biological process (GO): mismatch repair; mitotic recombination
Cellular component (GO): nucleus
Molecular function (GO): mismatched DNA binding; ATP binding; ATP-dependent DNA damage sensor activity
Source: RefSeq, a predicted model, not a curated record